Fusarium subglutinans is the source of this 1203-nucleotide messenger RNA. RefSeq lists its product as uncharacterized. Bases 1 to 1203 code for a protein of 400 amino acids. Lineage: Eukaryota; Fungi; Ascomycota; Sordariomycetes; Hypocreales; Nectriaceae. The transcript is spliced from 3 exons. The record is from RefSeq and is a predicted model, not a curated record.
AUGCCGGAACGCACAACUGCGGGGCUUCCAGCGUUGCCCACUGAAGUCGUGUUGAUCAUCGGAUCCUUCCUACGCGACGACGAGCUCAGGGGCCUCACCAGGACUUCAACCAGAUUCCGGCAGAUCUUUCUCCGUCGGCAUUACACGAUGAUCGAAUUCUCGGGCUCUGUGAAACACAUAGCUAGAUGUUUGAUACCUAUCUUCUCACGAGAUGCCGACGAGGUCUCGGUAGACAUGAAAGAACUGAUCCAGACCUUCACCAGAUUUGUCACCAUCAGAAUCUAUUAUCCGCCGGAUGUUAUUCGUUGGCCUUUGAGAUUUGCGAACAAUGACCUCGAGCAUUUCGGCAUUUUGCUUCGCUCAAUAGAACGACUGUGUGGAGUGAGCAUUUCUCUAAGCUUCCCACGUCAUCGGGACUGUGUUUCAUUCAACAAGGCCUUACGAAAGACCGGUAUAUGGUCCGAUGACCCUACCAAGCCCUGCUCUCUUACUUUCUUGGAUAGUCCUGUGGAUUUGAACUUCAAUGCCAUAUUCCGUUGUUUCCAGCCCGAGUCCCUCGGGGCCGUUCAGCUGCCUGAAGGGCCUAACCGAAAGCAUUAUGUGAAGUUAAGACACUCUCUUCAUGCCGCAUAUCUUAAGGCCUUGCACGUUGACAGAACGGCCUACAAUCAGAAGGCCCGAAACGUAAUUCCGAGUCUCGAUGACGACUUUCUUGGUGAAGUCAGAAUGGACUUCCCCCGACUUGAGUCACUCAUCCUUCACGAAGAUACACCCAGUCUCACUAUCGAUUUUGAUUAUAGAUCUUGGCCGUUCGGGCUGGUCUGGUUUGACGAUCAAGCUGCCUUCGACCGAAACAUCAAUAGACUGGUUUAUGAGGUAAGCAGGAUGCGUUGCCUCCGCCGCUUUGCCUUCACGCUAUGGUUUGUGAGGCUGCAUGGCCACCUCAUCCCACAUGACUGGGAGGACUACAAAGGAACAUAUCGCCCCAAGACCAUGGUCGACAGCGACAACUUCUACAUCGAUAGGCUUGUGUCGGUUAUCAUGACUCGAGUUCCCACUCUCGUGGAGCUCUGUGUCUCGUCGAACCACCCAACCUUCUACCGAGGAAUCAGACGAGAGGGUCAAAUCCAUGUUCAGCGAGAAUCGCGCGAGAACCCAGGCGAGGAGAAACGCUUUCCCAGCCUCUUACUGGACCUCAACUAA